AUGGCCUUGUUUAUAUUACUGCAGAAUGCAAAGCAUGCUGAAACACCGAAUUCGUUAUUUUUAUAUUUUGCUGAGAAUAGCAAACAUUGUAUUUGGCGUAUAAGAGAAGUAAUACUUGUAUUUACAACUUCAAGUGAAAAAAAACAUUGGUUGGAUAUCUUGGAAAUGGCUGUCUCUCAACUAACUCGACGACCAAAGCGUUUGUUGGUUUUCGUAAAUCCUUAUGGAGGAAAAGGAAAGGCGAAACGAAUUUAUUCCAAUUACGUAUGCUUUUUUUUUGUUGAAUUAAUAUUAGAAAUGGCUGGCAUAACAUGUGAAGUUUUUCUUACUCAAAGAGCCAAUCAUGCUUACGAUCACCUACGACAGUUAGACAAAUCUGUCUGGGAUAACAUCGAUGGUGUUGUUUCUGUUGGUGGUGAUGGUUUGUUCAAUGAAUGUUUGUCUGCUAUUGUAUGCAGAACUCAAGAAGAUGCUAGUAAAGAUAUUUGUAAUGUAAAUAUUGAUUGUUUACAAACCCCACGAAUGAGAUUUGGUAUAAUUGGUGCUGGAUCUGCUAAUUCAAUCGUAUCAUCUGUACAUGGUACCAAUGACUAUUCGACAGCAGCUAUUCAUAUUGCAAUUGGAAGUCAGUGUUUCGUUGACGUGUGCACAGUUCAUCGCGGUGAUGAUCUAAUGAGAAUUUCGGCAAACGCGAUAUCUUAUGGAUGGUUAGGUGAUGUUUUGGCAGAUUCGGAGCGCUACAGGUGGAUGGGACCGCUGAGAUAUCAAUUUUCUGCGUUACGUACAACACUCCGCCACCCAACUUAUUUUGGCCGUAUUUCGUUUAAACUUAUUCCAGAGCUGGAAGAUAAGUCCAAAGCUCCUGUUCUUCCAAGAUGUAAAAAACCAUGCUCGCUAUGCGAUUGGUAUGGUGUUUAUCCUCAUCAUGUACAAACAGAUUUUGCACACGUUAUCUGUUGUGUCAUUCCAUGUGUGAGUCCAUUUACCCCCUAUGGUUUAGCUCCCUUUACUGGAAUUGGUGAUGGUACAAUGGAUCUUGCUAUAUUGUCGAACGUCACACGUUGUGCAAAUUUGCGAUUCAUGCGGAAAGUAGCAAUGCAUGGUGGUAAAAGUGUCUUGAAAAUGUCGAAUAUGCUUAAUGUAUUUCGAGUGUCGCAGUGGAUGUUCACUCCAGAAUCCGACAAUGCUAAUCAAGGAUCGUGGAAUCUUGAUGGAGAAAGUUUUUUGCUUCGAAUUUUGCAUAUAAAUUAUUCCAGAUUGCAUACGAGAUUAAUCAAAUAUUUCGGUCAAGAAUUCGAUUUAAAUCAACCAGUCAAAAAAAGAAAAUGCCGUUGUUGUCGACGCAAGCGCAUGUCAAACAUUAUUUUAUUAGACUGA
This is a messenger RNA of Dracunculus medinensis (Guinea worm), 1377 nucleotides long. Lineage: Eukaryota; Metazoa; Nematoda; Chromadorea; Rhabditida; Dracunculidae. The record is from the annotation of a GenBank genome assembly.